GUUUACGGCCAAGUGGCAGGAGGAGCGGCAGUGGCUACGAGUGAGGUCACUACACAUCGUCUCAGUCUACUGUAACCAGUCUCACGGUACAGUACAAUCCAGAGUGGUCAUUUAGAUACCUGGAUACUCAAAUUACACUACGGUGCCACUAUGAGACUCUUAGCAGUUUUCUGCGCCAUUCUGGUUGGAGGAGCCUCUGCGUUGUACUCUGCAUCCAGUGGUGUGGUGGACCUGACACAAUCAAACUUCCAGAAGGAGGUGAUCAACAGUGAUGCUAUAUGGGUUGUAGAAUUCUUUGCCCCAUGGUGUGGGCAUUGUCAGGCACUGGUACCGGAAUACCAAAAGGCAGCUCAGGCCCUUAAAGGAGUUGUAAAGGUCGGCGCUGUUAAUGCUGAUGAGCAUAAGAGUUUGGGAGGACAAUAUGGAGUACGUGGAUUUCCUACCAUCAAAAUAUUUGGUUUGGACAAAAACAAACCUGAGGAUUAUAAUGGACAACGGUCAGCUCAGGGCAUAGUGGAUAAUGCUAUGAAGGCUGUUAAAGAAAAGGUGAAUGCCCAGUUAUCAGGGAGGAAGAGUGGUGGUGGUGGUGGCGGCGGCAGUGGCAGUGCUGAUGAUGUUAUUGAACUCACGGACAGCAACUUUGAAAAACUAGUUCUAAAGUCGGAUGAUUUGUGGCUUGUAGAAUUCUUUGCACCCUGGUGCGGACAUUGCAAAAACUUGGCACCUCACUGGCAGAAAGCAGCCACGGAGUUGAAAGGUAAAAUUAAGUUAGGAGCUCUAGAUGCCACAGUACACACAGUAAUGGCUGGCAAGUAUGGUGUACAAGGCUACCCUACCAUAAAGUUUUUCAACAAGGGAGAUGUGGAAGACUAUGACGGAGGGCGAACUGCAUCAGACAUAGUGGCUUGGGCUAAUGAUAAGGCUUCAGCAAAUGUUCCACCUCCAGAGGUAAUCCAGGUUACUGAUGAUGCUUCUUUAAAAGAAGCAUGCAAGGAACAUCCUAUUUGCAUUAUUGCAGUCCUACCCCACAUUCUUGAUUGCCAGAGCAAAUGCCGUAAAAAUUACAUUAGUAUGAUGACCAGGCUUGGUGACAAAUACAAACAAAAGAUGUGGGGUUGGGUUUGGUCUGAAGCCAUGGCUCAAAUUGAUUUAGAACAAGCUUUAGACAUUGGUGGCUUUGGUUAUCCUGCACUUGCUGCAUUGAAUGCCAAGAAGAUGCAGUUUGCUUUGUUGAAAGGUUCAUUUAGUGAAGAUGGAAUAAAUGAAUUCCUUCGAGACAUUUCUUAUGGGCGUGGGCGAACUUCACCAGUUCGUGGAGCACAGCUGCCGGCUGUGGCCAGGAUUGAGCCUUGGGAUGGCAAAGAUGGUGCUCUACCUCAAGAAGAGGACAUUGAUCUUUCUGAUAUUGACUUGGAUGAUUUAGAUGACGUGGGAAAAGAUGAAUUGUAAAAAUGAGUGAUAAGUUUCCUAGUUCACCUCCAAAUUGAAAAGGAGAGGAGCACAUUUGGUGUACAAAGGCAUAUUUUCUCAUGUUGAGAACAGACUUUGUGAACUGCAGCUUCUGCAUAUUUUGGCCGUGCAUCAAGAUCUGAAGUUUGCAUGCCAUUUUUCAUUUGAAUUACUGACAAGAAUUUUUUUUUUUUGCUGCAGGGGUUAAGAAUACAUUAACCUAGAAGAUGCAUAUUGUGAGCCAAACAAGUUCUACAGGUUAUGUGAUCUUUAUUAUUAGUUCAAAGACCCAAGGCCAAACAUGUUUCAUGACAUUAACAUUCCAGGAGCUUGCAGUAAUAUUAUACUAACAUUUUGGUCAUCUUGGCUUAUGCUGGGGGUUUAGUUAUUAAUUAUAAAAUGUGGUUAUAGUAGUUAUUUAUUAGUCCAAAUACAGUAACAGCAAAGUUCUUGGAGUUGCUUAAAGUUCUUGGUUAUAAGUGAAUAUUGUAUGUGUGUCAACACAAGUCUUGGAACUUAUGUCUAGGCUAAGAAAAGCUCUUUAAGAGAGUGGUGAAUUUGAUCAUUUGUACUUGCAGUUGUUUGAUUGAUGCACAAAUGUGUUCUGUUGUGUGAUUUUUGGAUAUAAACAAAGUUUUCUAAAA
This is a messenger RNA of Homarus americanus (American lobster), 2093 nucleotides long. It is a transcript of the gene CaBP1, whose product is annotated as protein disulfide-isomerase A6 homolog. The record is from RefSeq and is a predicted model, not a curated record. Gene Ontology annotation, molecular function: protein-disulfide reductase activity; protein disulfide isomerase activity. Gene Ontology annotation, biological process: response to endoplasmic reticulum stress. Gene Ontology annotation, cellular component: endoplasmic reticulum lumen. Bases 151 to 1449 code for a protein of 432 amino acids. The transcript has 2 exons. NCBI's taxonomy places the organism in Eukaryota, Metazoa, Arthropoda, Malacostraca, Decapoda, Nephropidae.